Messenger RNA from Striga asiatica, 711 nucleotides. The record is from the annotation of a GenBank genome assembly. NCBI's taxonomy places the organism in Eukaryota, Viridiplantae, Streptophyta, Magnoliopsida, Lamiales, Orobanchaceae.
UUUUUUUGUGGUGAAAAAUUUGUGCAGAAAAUGCAGGCGCACUUGCAGAAAUUGAAGGAGCUUAACAAAAACGUUAGGAAGGAGAUAAGGCAAAGGAUGGGGGAGAGCUUGAACGAUCUAGGCUACGAACAAAUGGUUAAUCUCAUUGAAGACAUUGAUAGCUCUCUCAGGAUCAUACGAGAAAAAAAGUAUAAGACCAUCGGCAACCAGAUUGAGACCAGCAAGAAAAAGGUGAGGAAUGUAGAAGACAUACACAGAAAGCUUAUACUUGAAUUUGAUGCAAGACAAGAGGACCCACACUAUGGAUUAGUUGAAAACGAAGGUGAUUAUAACUCGAUUAUUGGAUUUCCGAAUGGAGGACCUCGUAUAAUUGCUUUACGCCUUCCUCAUAAUCACCACAACCAGCACCACCACCAACACCACCUUGGCAUGCAUGGUGGUGGAGUCGGCUCGGACCUCACCACAUUCCCCUUGCUCGAUUAGAAUUGUAUGUGACAAGAAUAUCCAUAAUAUCUCAUAGUGUUGAAUUCUCUCUUGGUGUGUGAAAUUUGAAGUAGUAAUUAGGUAAGCUAUUGGUGGUGUCUUAAGAAGGACAUAUGUGACAAUGAAAAGAAAAACAUGCUUUGUGUUUUGUUGUAUGUAUUGUAUGACUAUGUGUAAUUUGUUUUCAUCUCUUGUCUUGGACAUUAUAUAAGGAGAACCCGACAUUUU